Molecule: messenger RNA, 1998 nt
Organism: Sardina pilchardus (European sardine)
Lineage: Eukaryota; Metazoa; Chordata; Actinopteri; Clupeiformes; Clupeidae
Gene: tmem134
Product: transmembrane protein 134
Exons: 8
Coding region: 229-849 (206 amino acids)
Source: RefSeq, a predicted model, not a curated record
CAGCCAAGUGCCGCUUGCUAAAGGAAAUGGGUCUGGCUUUACAAAGUUUAUGGAAGUUUGUGCGCUUCUAAGCCAAAGAAAGAGUCGACUCGAUUUACAGUCAAUUAGUACGUUUUAACUCUGAAAGAAUAAUGCAUGCCAAUCUGGACUUAUGAAGUACAUCUAAUCAAGUAAAAAACGCAUUGAAAUGCGUGUCUAUGAGUUGGGCCCCCUGAUCUGAAGAGACCCAUGGCGUCCCAGUUCAGCAUCGAUGAUGCAUUUGUGCUGGAGGGAGAGGAUGAGGCCGUUGGUCCAGAGGGAGACCUGGAAGGAUGGAAAGGGAAAGACAAAGAGAGAGAUGGAGAGAUGACGUUUGGCCCUCUGUCUUUCACCAAGCCACAGACUCAUCCAGCCACUGUAGCUGGCUCCCCUGAGCACAGCAACCUCAAGUACCAGAAUCUGGAAAAUGAAGAGGGCCUGGGUAACAGCGGUGGCUCCACCUUCAACAACUUCUUCAAAAUCAGUGACCCGGCCACCCUCUCCUACUGCAGCUCCCAGUGGUCCUUCAGUACCCUCAGCUCCGUCACUCAGCUUCCUGCACGAUGCUGCGGUUGGACAUCUCACCCUCUCGUGAAGAAGAACAGGCGGAUAGUUCUAGCCUCAUUCCUCCUCCUCAUCACUGGCGUGGCCUUAAUCUUCACCGGCAUCGUCAUACAGCUGAACCCACAUGCAGGGGUCUCCAGCGCCAUCUUUUUUGUUCCUGGGUUUUUGCUCUUUAUUCCAGGGGUGUAUCAUGUGAUCUACAUCAGCUGUGCUGUCCAGGGGCGCAGAGGCUUCAAGUUCUUCUACCUGCCGUACUUUGAGAAGUGACCUCACUCCAGUUUCCCUGUCUUUUGUGCCAAAAAAAUGCCCAAUUAUUGGUUGUGUGUGCAUGUGUGUGUGUGUGUGCGCGAGAGUGAGAGAGGGAGAGAUCCCACUGUUGUAUGAACUACCACUACUAACACAGAACCACUGUGCAAACGUGCAUGCUUCCAGCAAAGUAUUUGGAAGGGAAGGAUUUUUUUAGUGCUUGUAUAUUGAUUUGUCUGAAAAUAUCUGUGACACUACAAUUUUUACUCUCAUGACUAUCAUGAUUUCUUUUUGUAGCGACAACCAUUUUUAAAUAUUUGUGUACUUCACCAAAUACCUUUAAAAUCAGUCUCUGAACGGUUCUUUUUGAUAACAAACAGGAGACAGCAAUGUAUACCAUAGUGCCAUACAUGUGGGAUUUAGACCCACUACAAUAAUACCACAAAUCAAAUAUCUGUCUUCCUUUUAAACAUGCUGUUUUUUUUCUUUCAAAAUGUUAAAGUAUAUUUUUGUGAUCAUUUUUCUAAAUAGAAUUCAAUAAUGAUAACUGACAACAGCCCUCAUCUAGCCUUAUUAGGGCAGUAGACUAUUGUUGAAAGACAUUUCAAGAAAUAUGGCAACAUGCGAGGAGUAGUUGGAGAGAAGUAUUAAGGUAGAAAUCCUGUGGUCAUCCACAGGUCUUUUGGUUGAUGAAUUUGGGUGGCUUAGUGAUCGGUUAAUAGGGUGGCUUAGUGAUGUGAUGAUCGAUUACAAUGGAUCUCAGUGCAAACAUCUGAUGCACUGGCCUCUAUGACAUGGAGAGCCUCCCAUAUCAAUUUCAACUCAUAAUUUUGUUUUAAAUGUGAUUGUAGAAUUAUGUUGCUUUUACAGUAGUUAGCAAUUACUUUAUGUAUGUUUUAACAACUUUUAUUUUUUACCAAGCCACUUGCCAUCCUUAAAUGUUGUGCAAUCUCACCUUGUAUUUAUCUGUGUGCCCUAUGUUAUGUUUUUAACUCAUUCGUGCAACCUUAACUUAUGUCUCUGUGCUUCUGCUGUGGAACCCCGUUUGGAUAGUUCUGUUCAGUCGACAAAUACCAGGAGGUGCCUCAGAUGUCCAAAGUCCUGGAGGACAUUCCAUUUCUGUCUUGUAAUGCAUUUCUGUAUGCUGGCAAUAAAAAAAAUGUGAUUUUA